Neopelma chrysocephalum (saffron-crested tyrant-manakin) is the source of this 619-nucleotide messenger RNA. Its product is annotated as ATP-binding cassette sub-family F member 1-like. Gene Ontology annotation, molecular function: ATP binding; ATP hydrolysis activity. The coding region runs from base 70 to 564 and encodes 164 amino acids. Lineage: Eukaryota; Metazoa; Chordata; Aves; Passeriformes; Pipridae. The record is from RefSeq and is a predicted model, not a curated record. The transcript has 5 exons.
GUUUGGGGAGGGUUUUUUGGGGGGUUUUGCCCAAAAAAACCCAAAUUUCUCUUGCAGCUGCGGGGGCAGAUGCGCAGGAACCACCGGCUGAAGGUGGGGUUCUUUAACCAGCAAGCGGCCGAGCAGCUGCGAUUGGAGGAGACGGCGGCCGAAUUCCUGCAGAGGAGCUUCAACCUCCCCCACCAGGACGCCCGGAAGUGCCUCGGACGCUUCGGCCUCGAGGGCCACGCCCACACCCUGCAGAUCGCCAAGCUCUCGGGUGGGCAGAAGGCCCGGGUGGUCUUUGCCGAACUCGCCUGUCGGGAGCCCGACGUGCUCAUCCUGGACGAGCCCACCAACAACCUGGACAUCGAGUCCAUCGACGCCUUGGCCGACGCCAUCAACGACUACAAGGGGGCGGUGAUCGUGGUGAGCCACGACGCGCGGCUGAUCACGGAGACCAACUGCCAGCUGUGGGUGGUGGAGGAGCAGGGCCUGAGCCAGAUCGACGGAGACUUCGACGACUACAAACGGGAGGUGCUCGAGGCCCUCGGGGAGGUCGUCGUGCACCGGCCCCGGGAGUGACCCCGGAGCAGAAUGGGGGGCCCUGGAGGGGUUUCUCUGGGAAUAAAAGGCGCUG